Lasiosphaeria miniovina is the source of this 958-nucleotide messenger RNA. RefSeq lists its product as uncharacterized. The coding region runs from base 173 to 787 and encodes 204 amino acids. The record is from RefSeq and is a predicted model, not a curated record. The transcript has 2 exons. NCBI's taxonomy places the organism in Eukaryota, Fungi, Ascomycota, Sordariomycetes, Sordariales, Lasiosphaeriaceae.
UGCUUCUGGGUGGCCAGCUGUUGGGCCAGGUUCUGGUUCUCCUUGAGGAGCUCCUGUUCGCUCCCCUGCAGAGCUGACACGCGUUGAUGCAGGCUGCGGUUCUCUUCAAGCAGCUCGCGCCCGUUGUCAACGGGGCGGGGACGGUAACGGGGACGGGGUUCGGGACCACAGAAUGGAGGAACCUGUUGACUCUCUCGUUCAUAGCCUUGCUCUUCUGCGGCGGCGUCGGGCGCUGCGAAGACGGCGACCUCUGACUCGAUGGCGCCCGCCUGCCCGUGGGCGUCCUUCUCCCCGUGGGCGUGCUGGCCCGGCUGGAGUCAUGGACGCUCUGGUGGCUCGUCUGAGACUGGGAGCGAGAACGAGACCGGGAGCUGUGGUACGCGCGGAUGACGUGCUCGACGGCGUCGGCUGCCGAGCGCACCGGGCGCUUGACAAUGUCACCAAACUCGACCACGGUCGAACUGGGCGUGUCCGGAAAAAAGGCCGCGGCCCUGUCGGGCUCCUCGUGGGAAAGCCCGGAAAGCUGGCACCCGAUGUGUCUAGGGCGGUGAGGGUCGUUGCCACGGACGCAUUGCGAGCGCCGGGCGGAGAAGACCGGAUCAUGGAUGGGUACAGUGUAAGAGGCGGACGGCGACGGUGUUGGCUGCACGAUCUAUCUCUCGUCCCUCGCUCUGUGGUUGGCUUGUGUCACUCGAACAGCGAUGGCGAGACGUGUGAGGAAGACUACGACUGGCCCGACGCGGUAGUGCAGAUCUCUGUCAUAGACCACACGUACAAGCCAGUUUGAGAUGUGUGAGAUGGAGGAAGAUGCUCUGGAGCUUUCCUCGUGGGGAUGCACGCCUCUUUCAAUGGGUGCAGUUGGGUCUUCCGCGUUCCACCAGCACCACCAGCCAGCGCCACUAUCAUCCACGAGGUGCCACGCUCCCGAGCACUCAGCACCCCUGGCGUAAACACGUUC